Molecule: messenger RNA, 1488 nt
Organism: Schistocerca piceifrons (Central American locust)
Lineage: Eukaryota; Metazoa; Arthropoda; Insecta; Orthoptera; Acrididae
Product: electron transfer flavoprotein subunit beta-like
Exons: 6
Coding region: 112-873 (253 amino acids)
Cellular component (GO): cytosol
Molecular function (GO): electron transfer activity
Source: RefSeq, a predicted model, not a curated record
ACGUAAACAGGCGGAACAUCUGUGAGAGGCGUGCUAAAACAGUGAGCAGUGGUGAGGAGCUUUGGGGUUAAAGGUUUUAAGUCCUUAAGUAGUUGGUACUUUUGUAGUAAAAUGGCACGAGUUUUGGUUGGUGUGAAGCGCGUUAUAGAUUAUGCUGUUAAGAUUCGUGUGAAACCAGAUAAAACAGGCGUUGUUACAGAUGGAGUCAAACACUCCAUGAAUCCAUUUGAUGAAAUCGCCGUGGAGGAGGCGGUUCGAAUGAAAGAAAAAAAAUUAGCCUCAGAAAUAGUUGCUGUUUCUUGUGGACCAGCCCAAGCGCAAGAAACCUUGAGAACUGCUCUUGCGAUGGGAGUGGACCGUGGUAUCCACGUUGAAAUCUCAGGUCCUGAAUAUGAGACCCUGCAACCCAUUCAUGUGUCCCAGAUUCUUGCCAAAAUCGCAAAAGAUGAGAAAGCUGAUCUAGUUAUUGUUGGAAAACAGGCAAUUGAUGAUGACUCAAACCAGACAGCACAAAUGACAGCAGCUUUCUUGGACUGGCCACAGGGAACCUUCAUAUCCAAGAUUGAAAAGACAAAUGGUGAAUUGAAACUGACCAGAGAAAUUGAUGGUGGUCUUGAAAUGAUCAAAAUAAAGAUGCCAGCUGUCCUCAGUGCUGAUUUGAGGUUAAAUGAACCAAGAUACGCCACACUGCCAAACAUUAUGAAAGCAAAAAAGAAACCUAUUAAGAAAUUAUCACCAAAGGAUCUGGGCGUUGAUACUGCAGCACGAAUUGAGGUUGUGAGUGUGGAAGACCCACCAGUUAGACAGGCAGGUUCCAUCCUAGCUGAUGUUGAUGAAUUGGUCACAAAACUUAAGGAGGGAGGACAUGUCUAGGCUGUUUCAUUAUUAUUAUGUGAAUGAACCUGCAAUGCAAAUGUGGCAGUACUGUAGCAAUUACUGCAUUCUGCACAAUGUCAUUCUGUGUGUUUACAUUUAUGUUGAAAAUGCUUUUACAGUUAAAAUAUAGAAAAACAUGUUCAGUAAAGCUAAAUUUGGGGACAUUCUGUCCUUAAAAAAAGCUGGAACAUAUAAAAUCAGUAAGAAUUAAUAGAAAGUUCAUCAAAUACAGAAGUUGAUUUAGUCCUGUAGUUGAUGUGGUCUAAGUCAAAAGUUCUUUUUCUUUAGUUUUUCAUGUAUUAUUUGUUGUAUAGACACCAUAAAGUCAGUAUUUGUAGAAUGUUUCAGUCAUUGUACAAAAAUGUUGUGUAUAUAUUCUCUCCUACUUCUGUUCUGGUGUCAAAAAUGUAAUUUUGCUAUGAGUUGUGUAUUCAUAAGCACAGUGUAAAAGUAUCUUGUUUGCAUCUUAUCACUGUCCCUGUCAUCACCGAGGGAGGUGGCGCAGUGGUUAGCACACUGGACUCGUAUUCGGGAGGAUGAUGGUUCAGUCCCUUCUUCCGGCCAUCCUGAUUUAGGUUUUCUGUGAUUUCCAUAAAAUCGCUUCAGGCAAAU